CGAGUCGGAGAGAGAAGAGAGAGAAAAAAGAGGGAGAGAGAAAUGGCUAUGGCUGGAGAAGAGGAAAACAGCGAGUUCUACUUGAGGUACUACGUUGGUCACAAGGGAAAAUUCGGCCAUGAAUUCUUGGAGUUCGAGUUCCGACCCGACGGAAAGCUCCGGUACGCUAACAACUCCAACUACAAAAACGACACCAUUAUUCGCAAGGAGGUUUACGUCACCCCAGCCGUCCUCCGCGAAUGCCGUCGCAUCAUCAACGAUAGCGAGAUCUUGAAAGAAGAUGAUAACAACUGGCCAGAACCUGACCGUGUUGGUCGCCAAGAGCUUGAGAUUGUUAUGGGGAACGAGCAUAUUUCCUUUACUACUUCAAAGAUUGGAUCCCUUGUUGAUGUUCAAAGCAGUAAUGAUCCAGAAGGGCUUCGUAUUUUCUAUUAUCUUGUUCAGGAUCUGAAAUGUUUUGUUUUCUCUUUAAUCUCACUUCACUUCAAGAUCAAGCCUAUAUAAACAUGGGUUGUAAUGUCUGUCUGCCUUACAAAUAUCUUGAGAAUUUCAUUUUGUGCCUGUACUGCAAGUAGGCUUUAGUUGUUUUGAAUCGUCUGCAGAUGUAUUUCAAUGGGUUAUUUUGUGUUCCAUUAUUUGAUUGUGAUUUGUUGUGGUUCAUGAAACUUAGUUUUGAUAUCAUCUCUCAGUUGAUGUGGUAAUUGAGAAGCCUAUACGGCAUUUAUUUAUGCA
Cannabis sativa is the source of this 732-nucleotide messenger RNA. RefSeq names its product protein mago nashi homolog. Lineage: Eukaryota; Viridiplantae; Streptophyta; Magnoliopsida; Rosales; Cannabaceae. Gene Ontology annotation, cellular component: exon-exon junction complex; nucleus. Gene Ontology annotation, biological process: RNA splicing. The record is from RefSeq and is a predicted model, not a curated record. The coding region runs from base 43 to 504 and encodes 153 amino acids. The transcript is spliced from 3 exons.